Molecule: messenger RNA, 333 nt
Organism: Helobdella robusta
Lineage: Eukaryota; Metazoa; Annelida; Clitellata; Rhynchobdellida; Glossiphoniidae
Exons: 2
Coding region: 1-333 (110 amino acids)
Source: RefSeq, a predicted model, not a curated record
AUGGCAGAAUCAGAAGAAAUUCAGCGUCAUUUGAGAGAAAAAACAGGGUGGUAUAUAUUAAAAGCACCCACAAAUUUAAAAUCAGAAAUCUGGCAGAAAUUUCACAUGGUUUUUCAAAAAAAGGAAAAUGAUGAAAGCGAAAUUCCCGUGAAUUACUAUUGUGCUUGUAUUAAGUGCAAUAAGGUAUAUCAGUUUAAAGAUUCAUCAGGUAAAAACUUUGGCACUAAAAAUCAGCAAGAACAUAUUAAACAUUGUGCUGUAGUCUUGCCAAAGUCACAGUUGAAAAUCCAGCAAUGCUUGAAACGAAAAAUUCAACCAUCUCCUCAAGAAUGA